AUGCAGGAAUGGACACCUGAUUUGGACCUCUUAAAUGCAGAUAUUAAGGUGGUUCCAACAUGGAUAAAAUUACCUGGGCAACCGUUGAAAUACUGGGGUCAGUCUACUCUUCAUAAGCUGGCCAGUAAGGUGGGAAAAGCCAUUAGAACUGAUAGGGCCACGGCCCAGAAGGAUAUAUUGGAGUAUGCUCGAAUUCUGGUAGAGGUGAAUAUAGGUCAGGAGUUUCCUAAGGAAAUAGUGUUUGAAAAUGAGAAAGGUGUUCUUAUGACUCAAAUAGUGCAAUAUGAAUGUUUGCCUAUUUUUUGUGAUGAUUGUAAGGGGAUUGGACAUACAGCAGAAGCAUGUAGGCAGAAGAGAUUUGAACUGGCCAAGAAGAAAAUUCAACCUAUGAAAAAGUGGAUUCCCAAGAAUACUGGAGUGAUUGGGAAGCCUGCAGUGACUGAUACAGUGAACAAAACGAGGAAUCUGGAUUCUAUUGCUGAGGAUGUGGAUGAAGAGGUGAAUACUAUUACUGUUACUGAAGUGGAUAAAGGAGAAUCUACUGCAAUGGUAGUGGAGACCAGUCAAGGCAAGAAGUCUGGGCAGAAAUCAGAGGAUAUUGCUGGUGUGGAGCAAGGAGAUAGGGGUGAACCAAGUGGAAUGAAAAUAGGAGAUAUUCAAUGUCUGUUUGGUUUAUUGGAGACAAGGGUUAGGAGUCAGAAUUUUGCUAAGGUAUUUGCAAGAUUUGGGGGUAUGUGGAGUAUUGCUACUAAUUAUCAGUGUCACAAGGGUGGUAGAAUCUGGUUAUUGUGGUUACCUUCUAAUUUUGUUGUGAAUAUCAUUGAAUGCACUAGUCAGUUCAUUCAUUGUCAUGUAUUGCAAUUGAAUUCAGGGAAGAAAUGGUUUGUUACUAUGGUUUAUGGGCUGAAUGACAGUAAAGAUAGGAAGCAGUUGUGGGAGGGGCUCAAGAGAUUGAGUAAAAAUGUGAAUGAAGCGUGGGUGGUGGGAGGAGAUUUCAAUAAUGUUCUCCACCUCAAUGAAAGAAUUGGAUCAGCAGUCACUCUGGAGGAGGUAAUGGAGUUUCAGCAGUGCCUUAGAACUUGCUCUCUUCAGGAACAAACUAAUACAGGACCGUUUUACACAUGGUCCAAUAAGCAAGAGGGGGAUGACAGGGUAUUUUCUAGGAUUGACAGGAUUGUGGUGAAUGAUAGAUGGAUGGAGGUAUUUCCAGACUCAGUUAGCAUGUUUUUCCCUGAAAGCAUCUCAGAUCAUUGUCCAUGUUUGGUUAAAUUGCUGAGUACUAGUCAUAACAAACCUAAACCCUUUAGGUUUUUUAAUAUGUGGACUCAGUCAGACAGAUUCAUAAGUAAGGUGCAGGAGGUGUGGCAAGAGGAUGUUUCUGGAGUUCUCAUGUUUCGGAUAGUUAGGAAGUUGAAGAAACUAAAGAAGUCCCUAAAAGAGCUGAAUAGGGAUAAAUUUGCAGACAUUGAGAAGCAAGCUGAUGAAGCUUACACUAAACUACUGCAAGCUCAGCAGCAGGUUAAGCAGGAGUGGAUUAAGAAUGGUGAUGCUAAUACAGGAUAUUUUCAUGCCUGUAUUAAGCAAAGGAGAUGUCAGAAUAAGUCUGCUAUCAAACAUGUUAGUAGCAGUGUAAUCCAGGAAGGCAAUGUGGUAACUGAGAACCAGCAAGAAAGCCUGUGUGCUCCAUUCACAGGUGAAGAUGUCAAAGCUGCAUUCUUUGAUAUUGAAGAUAAUAAGGCCCCAUGCCCUGAUGGGUACACUAGUUGUUUUUUCAAGAAGGCUUGGCCUUGCAUUGGAGAGGAUAUCAUCAAUGCUAUUGAAAUUGUUCUACCUAGCCUAGUUGAUCAAGUGCAAAGUGCUUUUGUGGCUAAUAGAGUAAUUAUGCAUAACAUCUUCAUCUGUCAAGAUAUGCUGAAGAAUUAUAAAAGAAAGAGUGCUCCUGCUAGGUGCACACUGAAAGUAGACUUGAAGAAGGCAUAUGACUCCUUGAAUUGGGAGUUCAUCAGAGAAUUGCUCAUUGGGUUAAAUUUUCCUGAAAGAUUUAUUCACUGGAUUAUGGAAUGUCUCACUACUCCUUCCUACUCAUUGAGUGUUAAUGGGGGACUGAAUGGUUUUUUUCAAGGAAAAAGAGGGAUUAGACAGGGAGAUCCUAUCUCUCCUUUAAUUUUUGUUCUUGCUAUGGAGUACUUUACAAGAUUGAUGAAGAAAAUGAGUCAUAGAGUGGAGUUUAAAUUGCAUCAUAGAUGUGAACAGUUGAAGAUUCAUCAUCUGAUUUUUGCUGAUGACUUGAUGCUGUUUAGUAAAGGUGAUAUUCAGUCAGUAGUGCUUCUAGUGAGAACCUUAAAAGCCUUUGCUGAGUCUUCUGCAUUAGAAGCAAGUCCUGAAAAAACUGCUAUCUAUUUUGGUAAUGUAAAGGAGGUGGAACAAAAUAGAAUACUUCAAAUUACUGGGUAUAGAAAAGGGAUCUUUCCUUUUCGAUACUUGGGUGUUCCUAUCACUUCUAAGAGAUUGAGCAAGGCAGAUUGUGAUAUUUUGGUGGAUAGGAUGCUUAAAAGAAUCAUGUGUUGGAGUUCAAGGCACCUUUCAUAUGCAGCAAGAACAACUCUUGUAAAUGCUGUUCUUAUGAGUAUUCACACUUACUGGGCUCAAAAUUUCCUUCUGCCUAAGUGUUUCUACUCAGAAUUAACCAAGUUUGCAGAGCUUUUCUUUGGGAGGCAAAGUGGUGUUGAAUAA
Messenger RNA from Beta vulgaris subsp. vulgaris (sugar beet), 2733 nucleotides. RefSeq lists its product as uncharacterized. Lineage: Eukaryota; Viridiplantae; Streptophyta; Magnoliopsida; Caryophyllales; Amaranthaceae. The transcript has 5 exons. The record is from RefSeq and is a predicted model, not a curated record. The coding region runs from base 1 to 2733 and encodes 910 amino acids. Gene Ontology annotation, molecular function: catalytic activity.